GUCAGUUUGUUACAAAAAAAAUUGGCUGUCAAAACAAAGCAAAAGUGCGGAGUAUUUUUCCUCGAAAAUCUCGAAAAUUCUCAGUUAUUGCUGCGUAAAUCCGUGCAGAAACUACUCCUUAAUUGGGUACAAUCUGAUUAUUUAGUAGCCUAUUGAAGUUUCUUCAUUGCAAUAUUGUUUUUCUGGCAGUGCAAAUUGCGUCACAAAUUGUGAAAUUUCUCGAAGGUUUGUGCGUUUUGUGGAGACUGCGAGUGAAAAAUGCUUUCCCGACUGGUUUUAUCUGGCCCCUGUGUGGCAGGAGCCUUUGCAAAAUCCGCCUUCAAUGCCCCAAGAAUCCAUAGUCAGACCCUGGUUGUUAGGCAGUUUGGCCGGGAAGCCAGGAGCGGCGUCUCCAGCAGAAUGGGGACUCGUACGAGGCCCAGUCUCAAGGAGCGCCUAAUGGCACCGGCAGGACCCAAUGCCUUCAGCAUGGGAAAGGGUGCUCUGGCUGGAGGGUCAGCUUUGGGCCUGGGUGCUCUCUGUUUCUACGGAUUGGGCCUGGGAAAGGGAACGAGUGUUCUGAAUAACUCCAUGCUCUGGCCACAGUAUGUCAAAGAGAGGAUUCACAGUACUUAUCUAUACUUUGGUGGAUCUCUCUGCAUCACAGCAAUCACGGCGCUUGCAGCUUUUCGCUCCCCAGCUAUCCUCAACUUGGUCGGCCGGAAUGGCUUCCUGGCGAUGGUUUUGAUGAUGGGAGCUGUAGUUGGCUCUGGAGCAAUUGCCCAAUCAAUCCCUUACACUGAAGGCUUUGGAGGGAAACAACUUGCCUGGGCAGCUCAUUGUGCAAUUCUUGGAGCCUUUAUCGCGCCCCUUUGCUUCGUCGGAGGCCCCAUUCUGACCAGAGCCGCUCUGUAUUCAGCCGGAGUAGUUGGAGGAUUAUCAACGGUAGCUGUUUGUGCUCCCAGUGAUAAAUUCCUCUACAUGGGCGGACCUCUGGCCAUUGGACUGGGAGUUGUCUUUGCAUCGAGUCUCGCAUCUAUCUGGCUUCCACCUACAACAGCCCUAGGUGCUGGAUUGGCCUCAAUGUCCCUCUACGGUGGUCUCUUGCUCUUCAGUGGCUUCCUCCUCUAUGACACUCAGAGAAUUAUCCGCAGAGCUGAAACACACCCCAUGUACGCAGUGCAGAAAUUCGACCCCGUCAACUGUGCAAUGUCAAUUUACAUGGAUACCCUCAAUAUCUUCAUCCGGAUUGUGAGCCUACUGGCGGGAGGUGGUGGAAAUCGAAGAAAAUAAAUUAUUAUUAGAUGCUAUUGAUUUAUUAUUCUAAACUUGGUUAAUUAAUUUGCUGAAAAUAAAUAAAAUAAAUCAAUAAAAUAUUCUCAA
Phlebotomus papatasi is the source of this 1362-nucleotide messenger RNA. Its product is annotated as growth hormone-inducible transmembrane protein-like. The record is from RefSeq and is a predicted model, not a curated record. Gene Ontology annotation, cellular component: mitochondrial inner membrane. Lineage: Eukaryota; Metazoa; Arthropoda; Insecta; Diptera; Psychodidae. Bases 259 to 1272 code for a protein of 337 amino acids. The transcript is spliced from 3 exons.